Lotus japonicus is the source of this 1561-nucleotide messenger RNA. Its product is annotated as xyloglucan endotransglucosylase/hydrolase protein 31-like. The transcript is spliced from 4 exons. Gene Ontology annotation, biological process: cell wall biogenesis; xyloglucan metabolic process. Gene Ontology annotation, molecular function: hydrolase activity, hydrolyzing O-glycosyl compounds; xyloglucan:xyloglucosyl transferase activity. The coding region runs from base 8 to 982 and encodes 324 amino acids. Gene Ontology annotation, cellular component: cell wall; apoplast. NCBI's taxonomy places the organism in Eukaryota, Viridiplantae, Streptophyta, Magnoliopsida, Fabales, Fabaceae. The record is from RefSeq and is a predicted model, not a curated record.
CAAGACCAUGCAUCAAACAACUAACCUCUUAUCCUCUGCCCCCACCCUGCAUUAUAGCAGAGUCACUCUGUUUCCUACAAUGCCAUCAUCAUCCUCUUUGCUCAAAAUGCUUCAUCUCUUCUCUCUUCUUGUCCUGUCACUCACCAUUUGUUCUUGUGCUCAGGGUCCACCUUCAACUGGCUACUACCUCAGUUCCAAGAUUAUUCCUGUUAGCUUUAGUCAAGGCUUUAGAAACCUUUGGGGACCUCAGCACCAGAAGCUGGACCAGGGUUCAUUGACAAUAUGGCUUGACUCUAACUCAGGAAGUGGAUUCAAGUCACUUCAGUCUUAUCGAUCUGGAUACUUUGGUGCUGCAAUUAAGCUUCAACCUGGUUAUACUGCAGGAGUCAUUACAUCUUUAUAUCUUUCAAACAACCAAGACCACCCGGGAAACCAUGAUGAAAUUGACAUUGAGUUCCUUGGUACCACACCGGGGAAGCCAUAUGUGUUGCAGACAAAUGUAUACAUAAGAGGAAGUGGAGAUGGGAACAUUGUAGGAAGAGAGAUGAAGUUUCACCUUUGGUUUGACCCAACACAAGAUUUUCACAACUAUGCCAUUCUUUGGAAACCCAGUGAGAUCAUAUUUUUUGUGGAUGAUGUCCCCAUAAGAAGGUAUCCUAGGAAGAGUGAUGCCACAUACCCCACAAGGCCAAUGUAUGUGUAUGGAUCUAUAUGGGAUGCAUCUUCAUGGGCAACAGAGGAUGGAAAAUACAAAGCCAAUUAUAACUACCAACCUUUCAUUGGUAGGUACAAAAACUUCAAAUUACAAGGUUGUACCGCUGAAAGCCCUGCCUGGUGCAAACCACCCUCAGCCUCUCCAUCUGGCUAUGGAAGCCUGAGCUCCCGACAGUUUUCAGCCAUGCAAUGGGCCCAAAACAACUACAUGGUCUAUAAUUACUGCCAUGAUCCUAGAAGAGACCACACACUCAUCCCAGAGUGCUAGGUUAAAAUGAAUUUUAUAUAUAUAUAAAUAUGCAGUCAAUUUUUAGUCCCGUCUAUCUGCAAUAAAAUAAUUUCAGUCACUAGAUGAAAAUUGAACGGUUCGGAUGAAAUCAGAAUCGUCUCAUCUUUAUUCUACCGCUGAGAUUUUUUAACUGCAGCAGUUGUACUAAAAGUUGACUGCAGACGAGCUAGAUAUCUAUCAUUCUUAAAGCUUGAUAUCUACACACUCUUUAACAAAUUGUUUAUAAUUGGUUUAUUUUUCAAAAAUGACAACACAAUUGUCGCCUAAAUUGAUCAUUUAAAAAAAAACAGGUGUUGACUUUAUGAAAAAAAUAACCAAUUAUAUAGGAUGUGAUUAAAAGAGUGUGUUACUAGUAUACUUUAUCAUACUUACAAAAUAGUACAUUCAGGGGGUGUUUUUUUGUGAUGGUCCCAGCUUGCUAAGUGUAAUUGCAAGAGCAGUUGAACGUCCAAGCACCCCCACAAUGAUUGGAAUGUUUUUGUUGGUUGUGUGUUAGUGUUGUACUGUCCUAUAUAUAUUCCUGUUUCAAAUAAAUUGAUUUGGAUGCUUUCCUACAAA